Messenger RNA from Durio zibethinus, 2035 nucleotides. Lineage: Eukaryota; Viridiplantae; Streptophyta; Magnoliopsida; Malvales; Malvaceae. The record is from RefSeq and is a predicted model, not a curated record.
UCUACUUUCUAGUACAAUUCCAAAGCAAACAGGGCAAGACAAAUAAGCCUGACUCGCGUUCGUUUAAGAGGUGUUUUUCUCAAAUCCUGGGUAGAGAUGGCUAGAGAUCUUCAUGUGGUGAUGCUUCCAUGGUCUGCUUUUGGCCAUUUGAUACCAUUCUUUCAACUCUCUGUAGAUUUAGCCAAAGCUGGAGUAAAAGUCUCCUUCAUAUCAACCCCUGGAAACAUCCGAAGACUCCCUAAAGUUCCUUCAAAUUUAGCAACCCUGAUAGACUUUGUAGAUUUUCAAUUGCCAAACUUAGACAACGAACAACUCUUGCCAGAAGGUUGUGAGGCCACGGUGGACAUUCCUUUCGAGAAAGUUCAAUACCUGAAGAUUGCAUACGAUCUGCUGAGACACCCGGUCAAGCAGUUUAUCUCAGAUCAACGACCGGAUUGGAUAUUCGUGGAUGCAAUUCCUUAUUGGGUGGUUGAGAUUGCCCAAGAGCACCAAAUCCCUCUCAUUAAUUUCUCAGUUUACUCUGCUUCUGUAUGUGCUUUUCUUGGAAAUCCAACAUCCCUUACUGGUGAUGGCCAAAAGAGAAGGAGGUUUUCUCCAGAGAGUUUGACUUCACCGCCUGAGUGGUUUGAUUUUUCUUCUUCAUUGGCUUACCCUAGAUUCCUAGCGACUGGCAUGCACGAAGGUUUUUAUGGAGAGAAUGCUUCUGGAAUAUCUGACGCUGAAAGGGUUGCUAAAAUUAUUCAGGCCUCUAAAGCUUUUGCUGUCCGUACUUGUCCUGAAUAUGAAAGUGAAUACUUGAACACAUUGGAGAAGAUAAUUGUCAAACCAGUGUUUCCAAUUGGCUUGCUCCUACCAGAAAAACCUCAAGGAAGAAGAAUUACCACUGACAACUCAUGGACUGAAAUCUUUGAGUGGCUUGAUGUACAAAAGCCUAAGUCAGUUGUGUUUGUAGGGUUUGGAAGCGAGUGCAAGCUAAGCAAAGAACAAAUUCAUGAGAUAGCAAAUGGACUGGAGCUAUCAGGAUUGCCAUUUUUAUGGGCACUUAGGAAGCCUGAUUGGGCUCUUACUGACCUUGAUGCUUUGCCUUCAGGAUUUAGUGAGCGUACUCACGGAAGAGGAGUUGUCUGCUUUGGUUGGGCACCACAGUUGGAUAUAUUGGGACACCCUUCAAUUGGGGGCUCUUUAUUUCACGCUGGAUGGGGUUCUAUUAUAGAAACAUUGCAGUUUGGGCAUUGUCUGGUGGUGCUACCAUUUACGAUAGACCAGCCCUUGAAUGCAAGGCUAUUGGUAGAGAAGGGUUUGGCUGUAGAAAUAGAGAGAAGUGAAGAUGGAUCGUUUAGCAGGGUUGGUAUAGCUGAGGCUCUAACACUUGCCAUGGUGUCCAAAGAGGGAGAGGGUCUAAGAGUCCGAGCUAGAUCUGAAGCAGCUGAAGUUUUUGGGAACAGAGACCUGCAAAAUUAUUACUUCAAUGGUUUUGUCGAGUAUCUGGAGAAAAAUGGAGCUGCAAACCAGAGGCCAUGAUCCUCCAAGUUCAAACAUUAAAAUAAACAAGGCUUUGUUCAGUUACUAGCAAGCUUUUUCCCAUUAUUGAGCUGUUAAUCUAGAAACUUUUUAUAAGUAGAUAACAAUGUAUGGUUCUUGCUAUUUUAUUUCAAUGUCUACUUAAAUAAUUAAACUUCGACUUAAAUUGAUUUUUAGCAAAACUCCAAACGAUUUGAGAUGAUCCCAUCUAUCUUUUAUUCGGGUGGUGGGUCCAGGAGAACCAAUUUUUUCUUGAUUUACUCAUGUGGAUACAAUGUAGUUAAAAAUUAAGAAGGUAGAUGGUAUACAGGUGCAAAAUCAAACGACAAACAAAGAAAAUACAGGCAAAAGCCUACAAGAACAUAGAAAUUAUGUUCUUAUGGGAAAUGCAAGGAAUUGGACGCCUGCAACCACUAUUACACUAUUUGUCUUUGGUACAAUCAUUAUUUAUUUUAUUAUUAUUGCAUAAAUAUUAAAUUUAACAAAACUGAUUUUUAAAAAUAUCCUAAUAAAC